AUGGAAGAGAUCACCAAAGACCAACACUCCAUGGACGCGUUGCGGUCACUGCUUCAAUUCCGAUCCAGAGGAUAUUCAGAAGAAUCAUCAGCGGCGUCUCAGGCAGGCAAACGAGUAGAAGAAGCGCAGGUUGAUUCACCAGAAGGACAGAAGCGUAGUCUUGUCCACAAGGACGACGAAUCACCCAGCAGUAGCAAUAAGCAUAGAAGACUUGCUGCGGUGAAUGAACAUGUUGCGACUGCAUCAAACGCUGCUUCAGCUUCUGCUUCUGCUGCUGCUGCUGGAAAUGAGAACAAACCAGGAAGCAUGAACAUUCUCGGCAAUUUUCAAAGCGUGAAUCAGGAUUGCCAACAACAACUGCAACAGCAAAUUCAAAAGCGGCGAGAAGCGAUUCUAUCUCGGGUGGCUUCCUCGUCCAAUCUGACAGCAGCUGCAGCGGUCUCGCCUCACCACCACAACCACCACCACCACCAUGCGCAACAGAAUAAUAACAAUGGAGGUCUCUAUUUUCCUUCCACAGUAUCCUCUUCCAUGGCCGCCAUGCAAGAGUCCAUGAAUAUGCAUCAUCAGCAUCAUCAGAACAAUGCCUAUGCACAAAUCAAUCUGGCAGCAGCUCAAGCAGCCAUGAUUGCUGCGGCGAAUGCGGUAGCGGCUGUCUCUCGAGGAGAAGUUCAUCACCAACAUCACCAACAGCAACAACGGUAUCACCAUGAUGACUCGCACCAGCAUAUGCUUUCACCAGCAACUCUGCAACAGGUUCAACAACAACAACAACAACAACAGCAACAACCAGUGACUCCUCCUUCGUCCAAUUGCACCGCAGCCUACUCGUCCAAUGCUGCUGCUGUUGUUACCGCAGGAAGAACCAGUGGUAACACUAUUCCUGCUACCAAGUCUAGCACAUCCAUUGCUUCCUUGGAGUCUUCUUCCUCCUUGCACAACAAUGACACGGUAUCUUCCACCAAUAGUACUUCUACUAGUACUACUGCUACCACCACUACCACCACCACCACUGCCAAACAACUCAAUAUCCGAAGAGAAAAGGUAGAAGCUGCCCUCCGAAGUAAACCACAACGAGGAAAGAAGAGAGAUGACUUGAGUGCCAAGGAACGUCUCGAAUUGACACGAACUCGCAAUCGGGAACAUGCCAAGACUACUAGAAUUCGCAAAAAGGCUCGGUAUCAAGAACUCUUGGAUUGUGAAACCAAAUUGCAGAUUCUUUUGCAACAACAAGAAAUCGAAGAACUUCAACAAAAGGCUGUCGAGACUUUUAUUUCUCUCCGACAAAACAUGAUACGUUGCUCUUGUUCUUGUGAACAAGACACUCAAGACGAAGACGACGAAGAAGAAGAAGCCCUGGGAUAUGACUACUCCAAGUCCUCCUCCUCCUCUUUUCAAGAAGCACCGCCAAAAGUCUUGACCAUGUCUGUGGAUCAUGCGUCCAUCUUGGCCAAGCUCGUGCAAAAUGAAAAUCAAUUUGAUCUUCAAGUCUCCAAGAUUGGUGCUAGUAGUACCGGUGCAUCCUCAUCACCGUCGUCAUCAUCAUCAUCCUUAAUGUUGGCCAUGAAUCAAUUCAUGGCCAUGGAUCAUGACAUUGUGGACCGCGCUGUAGAACGAUAUGGGGUGGGUGCCCAAAAGUACUUUUUGUAUCAAUUGAAAAGUGGGAUUUCCUUGACCAAGAAACCAACCUCACCAGGCGCAGGCGGCAUUACCGCCAUGGCAGAGAUUGAACUCUACAUGGAACUCACUCCCUGCAAUCGAACUCAUUUGCAAACCUGUUUGCUCAAGGUUCAAUUUGACGAGUCUCAACAAGUCCUACUCCAGUCGGUCGCAUGGACCGUGUUGAAGGACAGUCUUGCUGAUGAUGAGACGACCGUUCUUCUUGCGAGUACCAAGAGGGAAGCAUCUUCCCUGUCCUCGUCUGCUCAAAACAAGACAGGAACGGCAUCCAUCAGUCGGACGGUCUCGUCGUCCAAACAAGCCCAUUAUGAAAAUGACAAUGAUGAUGAUGAUGCCAAUGAUAAUGAUGCCAAUGAUACUAAUUCCAACAAGAACAACAACAACAACAAUGGAUUGAGAAGAAGCAACUUGCUUCAGUCCCAGCCUGUCUUUCCAUCCAUGGUGUCCUUGGAACAAAGCAAGGCUAUGGGUCAACAAGGAGGCUCGUCGUCGAGUUUGGGAAUGCCGCUGUGA
Cylindrotheca closterium is the source of this 2193-nucleotide messenger RNA. NCBI's taxonomy places the organism in Eukaryota, Bacillariophyta, Bacillariophyceae, Bacillariales, Bacillariaceae. The record is from the annotation of a GenBank genome assembly.